AUGAGUGGGUCACUGGCCCAGGUGGGUAGGACAGGUCAUGGGGGGACGUCCGAGGUGGAUAGGUAUGCCAUGGCCGAGGAGGACGUGGAUUAUACCCAGGAGUGGGGGGCUUCUAGAGUGCCCUCAAACAUGAUGGUGAAGAGGUUGGGGGAGCUUAGGGAGAGGGCCUCGAAAGAGGCAUCUACUCAGAGGCCAGAGAAGCCCAAGGAGCCUCGGGGCAAGGAGAAAGUCUCUGAGGAGACUAAGAAGAGGAAGCUGGUGCACAUAUCCAGCUCAGCCGGCAAGUUUGGGACUUCAGUGUCCCAUAGGGCAGAACAAACUGGAGAGUCGAAGCUUCUCGCUGCAGCCUCUAAGGCCAUCAAAAUGGAGAUGGUAAGGGAGGUGGAGGCUGAAGAGGCCAGGGAAGAGGCUGCCAGGCGAGCUGCUGAGGUAGCCGAAGAGGAGGCGGCGAAGGAGAAGCCAGUUCGGGAGAAGGGGAAGUCUCCAAACUUCCUAGCUGGGAGGGAGGAUGAGCUGGCCCCAGCUCUGGUGGAGGCUCUCCCUGAGGAAAUCCGAGGUGCCACCGAGAGCUUUUACAAGUUCUGGACGGAGAGGUGGCAGCUUCAUGCCUCGUCUUGUGAUGCCACCGACCUCACGAGGGCACUGGUGAGCCAAAGCGCCCGGACCUUUGGCCUCGCGCUAGAAUGCAGGGAGGCAUUAAGUGAAUUCCAAACAAGGACUCACGCCUCGGAGGGGAAAGCUGCUUCGCUCGUUGAGGAGGUCAAAGCUGCUAAGGCCGAGGCCGAAGAAAUCAAAGCACAGAGGGCAGAAGAAGCGGCGAAGCUCGAGUCCGCCCUGACCCAAAUUGAGGCCCUAAAGAGGGAAGUAUAUGAGUCUCAGUGCAAGGUGGCCUCUCUGACGAAGAAGGUGGAGGUCUCCAAUGAGCACCAAAAGGUGACUGCCGAGGCUCUGGAGCAGGCGAUCUCGCCUUGGCCGGCGCUCGUGAUGCCAAUCAGUUUCUCGAAGGCUAGGCGAAGUGGUACAUGA
This is a messenger RNA of Olea europaea var. sylvestris, 1026 nucleotides long. RefSeq lists its product as uncharacterized. NCBI's taxonomy places the organism in Eukaryota, Viridiplantae, Streptophyta, Magnoliopsida, Lamiales, Oleaceae. The transcript has 3 exons. Bases 1 to 1026 code for a protein of 341 amino acids. The record is from RefSeq and is a predicted model, not a curated record.